Molecule: messenger RNA, 212 nt
Organism: Dentiscutata heterogama
Lineage: Eukaryota; Fungi; Glomeromycota; Glomeromycetes; Diversisporales; Gigasporaceae
Source: the annotation of a GenBank genome assembly
ACCUUAUGCCGAAAAUAUAUGCCAAUGUGUUGGUUUAAUGCUUGGAUCAGGACUUCCAUGUUUCAAAGGUGAGACACUGAAAAGAUUACGGGAAAGAUUCCAAUUAGAUAAAACUGAACGUCGUGCAGCAGACUUUAUGAUUGUGAAAAUACAUCAAUCAUUUGAGAAUAAAAGAACAGUAUGGUAUGAUAGUUUUCAAAAAGCUACAAAUG